GAGAGAGAGAGAGAGAGAGAAACGCACCGGUGCACCACGGGGUCCACAUUCAAACUGACCAGCGCGUGUACCUCAAUGAGCGCACGCACCGUCCUCUCUCCACACGCGUCCCUCAGCAGCCUCGUUUCUGCCGAUCAGCGGAGCCGGUGCCUAGGGAGCCGCAGAGAAGAAGAGAAAGAGGAAAAGAGGACGUCUCACAGCACCCUCUCCCCGGGCCUCGACUAUCUGCUCACCAUCCAAAAGCAAAAACAGCAAGCAGCUAAAGUUCUUCACCCAAUCCGUGGCCCUCCUCCAAACCGUUCUGCUCCGGUACCUUGUGCCAUGGCCUUCACCUUGUCUGAGAUUAUGGCAGCGAGACGGCAGCAGUCGCAGGCUCAGUCCCAAGCCCAGCGAGGCAACAAGACGGCGGUGGAAGUGGAUGAAUACAGCACAAACCCCACCCAGGCCUUCACCUUCUACAACAUCAACCAGGGACGCUUCCAGCCCCCACACGUUCACAUGGUGGACCCGAUGCCCCAUGACACGCCCAAGCCGCCGGGCUACACCCGCUUUGUGUGCAUCUCAGACACCCACUCCCGCACCGACAGCAUCCAGAUGCCGUACGGAGAUGUGUUCAUCCACGCCGGAGACUUCACCGAGCUGGGACUGCCCUCGGAGGUCAAGAAGUUCAACGACUGGCUAGGUACCCUGCCCUACGACAUCAAGAUUGUAAUCGCCGGCAACCACGAGUUGACCUUUGACCAGGAGUUCAUGGCCGACCUGAUCAAGCAGGACUUCUACUACUUCCCUUCUGCCUCCAAGUUAAAGCCGGAGAAUUACGAGAACGUCCAGUCGCUGCUCACCAACUGCAUCUACCUGCAGGACUCUGAUGUCACCGUACGAGGAUUCAAGAUUUACGGCUCCCCCUGGCAGCCCUGGUACUACGGAUGGGGCUUCAACCUGCCCCGGGGCCAAGCUCUGCUGGACAAGUGGAACCAAAUCCCUGAGAACACAGACAUCCUGGUCACACACUGCCCCCCACUGGGUUUCCUGGACUGGGUCCCAAAGAAGAUGCAGCGUGUGGGGUGCAUGGAGCUGCUGAACACAGUCCAGAGGAGGGUCCAGCCCAAGUUGCAUGUGUUCGGACAUAUUCAUGAAGGUUACGGUAUGAUGACUGACGGCACCACAACGUUUGUCAACGCCUCCGCCUGCACCGUCAACUUCCUGCCCAUGAACGCGCCCAUCGUCUUUGACCUCCCGAACCCCGGGAGGACCACAUGACUAGAGGAGGCCGGCCCCAAAACGCCUGCCGGCGAUCAGGAGAAAGGGUCCAGAAGAGACAGGUGAAGGUCGGCGGAGCAGAUUCUGUAAAUACGAAGCCGGUGUGUGUGUGCGAAAGACACGCCGGACAUGGCGGGGGACAAAAGGGGACUGAAGGGAGGGGACGCUCCCUUCUUAGCGUUAUUAUUAUUUCACGUCCCAUCAUGUGUUCAUCUGAGUCUAAAAGCAGACUAAUAGACGAGCCGAAAGACGCUUUUCAAUGUCCUCUUUUACUGCACUGACAAUCGGAUGUGGCUCUCAGGGAGGCGAGAGACAUCACCGACAUCCCCGUUCUUUACUCCGCUUCAAUGAACUGAAGCCAUUAGGACUUAACGUGAAACAACGCGGCACCUCGUCUAUGUGACAACUUAGACAACAUUUGCCCCACCGGCGGGAUUUUAACAGAACUUUUGUCCCCCCUCAUUUUCCUCCUGUUUCUCGCCCAUCCUCGGGCCCAGAGAAUGAUCUUUGUUUAAAGUGGAGAGUCGGGUUAUCAGCCAUGUUGACACGGAUCCAGCUGGGCCUCCCCUUCCAUAUUUUGUAUAUUUUUUUCUGCCCUUAAUUGUCCACGCAGUGAAGGACCAGCACGGCUUCUGGGCAGUCAAACUGGUGGUUGUUUCUGGGAGACUUUUCCCUUUUUUCAAGAGGAGUAAAGCUGUAAUUACAUGUAGUGUAACUGGUUAAAUGUAAAUGUUCUACGUCAAUAUAAAGAUAAAAACGUUUUUCUCAGACAUUUCCAAGCUGUUUCAAGCUUAAAAUGUCCUGAUAUUUGUGGUUGUUACAUUUCCUUUGGUCUAUUACUUAGUCAUGUAAAUGCGUAUUUGGGUAUUUUCUUCUCUCUUCUCUGUGAAGCUGCUAGGCCUCAUUUUGGUGACUAUUAACUCUUGAACGUCUCUUUGCAGUUUGUCUGUGUUUUAAAGAAGAAAAUUUUAAUUUUUUUCCUCCUCUGCUCCAUUUGCUGGAUGAGUGUGAGUGAGUGAGUGAGUGUGUUUGUGCGUAUGCUACAUGAAGCUACGUUGAGCUUUAGGUCCUGAAAUGAAAUGGGGCAGGUUUAGGGUUGGGUUCAAUAUUGCGAUGAAGUUAUGGUACGUAAGAGUACAGGAACUGCAAUUCAUGUUGGAAGUUCUAGUGCACUGUUGAGGUCAUCUAUGAUAAAACCUCAAGAUCCCCAAUAAUAUGGGGCUCAUGCCAUCUGAGUGGUAACAAUAAAAUAAGUUUACUUGUUAGCUAACUUUCCAACACCACUGAUUAGACAUUAGAAGUCAAUUUGUUACCUCAGCCAAGGAGUCCAUGGAUUGAGUUUCAAUUCAUUUUAUUUUGUAUAGCCCAACAGUCUAACAUCACUUUUUGGAGCAGCACAGAUUCAGUCAGUCAUCUACCACAUCGCUUAUCCUUAAAGGGUGGCGGGGGGGGGGGGGGGGCGGAGGCAAUUCAAGUUAACAUCUGACAGUCACAGAGCUGACAUAGAGAUACACAAUUGAUCUGCUCAGAUUUAUGGUUCUGCUAUUUUUCAUUACGGGGGCAUUUGGACUCUGAGUGCUCUUCUAGUAUAUGAUGUAUUUAUAGUCCCUUUUUUAAAUGAAACACCUUUCAAUUUAGUGAAUGGCAAUAAGGAAUUAUAAAUUCCUAAUUGUAAACAUAAUAAAGCAUAGAAAUAGUCCACAGAGAGGUCGUACCUAGAGCCGAGUUUUAUUCAUAAAAAUAAUACAGGUACAUUUUGUACGUCAUGUAACUCCACUUUGCUGCUUUAAUCUUAAAGUUAACUUUUGAAUCAAAUCUUAAUUAACAAUUCUGAUUUAGCUGCCGCUAAAUUGACAAAAUCUGGACCUGGAUUUUUUUUUAAUCAGCGUAUCUUGUUACACAACUCUUUUAAACAAGCAUCCACUGUCAUCUUCUUCUUUGUAAACCGCUUAAAUACGCAUUCACCACCAACUGAACGGGGGGAA
Molecule: messenger RNA, 3245 nt
Organism: Gasterosteus aculeatus aculeatus (three-spined stickleback)
Lineage: Eukaryota; Metazoa; Chordata; Actinopteri; Perciformes; Gasterosteidae
Gene: mpped1
Product: metallophosphoesterase domain containing 1
Molecular function (GO): hydrolase activity
Source: RefSeq, a predicted model, not a curated record